Nerophis ophidion (straightnose pipefish) is the source of this 4940-nucleotide messenger RNA. It is a transcript of the gene poc1b, whose product is annotated as POC1 centriolar protein B. Gene Ontology annotation, biological process: cilium assembly. Gene Ontology annotation, cellular component: ciliary basal body; centriole. Lineage: Eukaryota; Metazoa; Chordata; Actinopteri; Syngnathiformes; Syngnathidae. Gene Ontology annotation, molecular function: protein binding. Bases 684 to 2264 code for a protein of 526 amino acids. The record is from RefSeq and is a predicted model, not a curated record. The transcript is spliced from 12 exons.
AAGCGUCAGAAGAAGGAUGGAUAGAAGCUACUAUUAGCAAACAAAUCGGGAAAUGUUGACUUUUCCAACAUAUCACAGACGUCAUUGGGACGUGUUGACUUUUUCCAACCAAUCACAGACGCCAUUGUAAAGCGCUGGACUUUUUCCAACCAAUCACAGACACCAUUGGGAAAUGUUGACUUUCCCAACAUAUCACAGACGCCAUUGGGAUGUGUUGACUUUUUCCAACCAAUCACAGACGCCAUUGUAAAGUUCUGGACUUUUUCCAGCCAAUAGCAGACGCCGAUACUUUCCCAGGUGAAAAACAAUAGUCGAGUGUGGUUGCUAAGCGCCGGAGGACGCGUUACUUCACAUACGAGGCGAAUACAUCAUCUUUGGCAUAAUUUCGCCGGGUAUGAAGUCAUUUCGUCACCUAUUUUGGGUGAUUGUGUCACUCGACGUGCCCUAGUCAUUUGUACACGAAUGCAGCGGGCUUGUUCGCGACGUUGACUCAACUUUCCGAGUGAGGAAAACAAGUUCCAUUGCAUGCAAAGUGCAGCGAUGUUUCUCAAUUCCUGCAAACGCUCACAAUGUUGGCGUUCUGGCUUGAUCUGAGUUCGACUGGUCUGGUCUGCGGAGCCGGGCGAGGGCGCCAAGUUUGAUUAGUCAUGGAGGAAGCAGGAUAAACAAGAUCCAGGCUCACCAUGGCUUCGGUAUUGGACGAUCCCUGCAUGGAAAGGGUGUUGAAGGGCCACACGGAUGCUGUCACUUGUGCACAUUUCAGUCCCAACUCCAAUCAACUGGCCACAGGCUCCGCGGACAGGAGUUUGAUGGUCUGGCAUCUGUCCCCCAAAGGGAGGUCUCUGCGCUUCGUCAACCAUCAGGACACCGUUACCGCGGUCCAGUUCUGUCCCGUGGGGAGCCUGGUGGCCACCUCGUCCAAGGACAAGAUGGUGCGACUGUGGAAGCCGUCCAUGAAAGGAGAGUCCACGGUGUUCAAGGCGCACACGGCCACUGUGCGCAGCGUCGCCUUCUCCAACGACGGCGAGAAGUUGGUGACGGCGUCCGACGACAAGACCGUGAAGGUGUGGAGCGUCAGCCGGCGAUGCUUUGUCUACUCGCUCAGCCAGCACACCAACUGGGUGCGAUGUGCCAGAUUUUCUCCCGACGGCCGCCUCAUCGUGUCCUGCGGGGAUGACCGCAGCGUGCGACUGUGGGACACGUCCAGCAAACACUGCAUCAACUGCUUCACCGAUUACCGCGGAUCACCCACCUUUGUGGACUUCAACUCCAGAGGCACGUGCAUCGCGGCCUCAGGGGCGGACAGCACACUGAAGCUCUGGGACAUCCGCACCAACAAGCUAAUCCAGCACUACCAAGUCCACAGUGCAGGCAUCAACAGCUUCUCCUUCCACCCGUCUGAUAACUACAUGAUCAGCGCCUCCAGCGAUGGAACCCUCAAGAUGCUGGACCUGUUGGAGGGACGCCUCAUCUACACCCUGCACGGACAUAAGGGCGCCGUGCUCACCGUCUGCUUCUCCACCGAGGGAGACCUCUUUGCUUCCGCCGGACUGGACGCCAAGGUGAUGUUGUGGAAGACCAACUUUGACACCAAGUCCUACAACGAAGUCCUGCAGCAGCACAGCAGGAGGUCCGUGACCUAUCCCCCGCCCCACCUGACCGACAUCCCGCCAAGGACCGCCCACCCUCACUCCACGUAUCCUCCUGACGUCCAGGUUGCUGCGUCUCUGGCGGACACACACACACCUGAGCCGCACAUCGUGGUGCUGCAGGAGGCCGAGCGUCAUCUGCAGCGGCACAACGCUGACCUCGCCCACUACGCUGUGGAGGAUGUGGACGCCAGGGAGGAGGACACCAGCGAGGAGGAGCAGAAGACACAACAGGAAGGGCACGAGGACCAUGCAGGUGGUCGACGGAAAGGAGAGGAUGAGAGAAGAAGACAACAAGACACCCUACGCCCCUCGCCCGUCCUCAACUCCAUCCUGCAGCACAUCGUCCAACAGCUGGACGUCCUCACACGGACAGUGUCGGUGCUAGAGGAUCGUAUCACCAUGACGGAGGACAAGUUGCAGGAAUGUCUUCCGGCUACGCUCACCCCCCAUGUUGCGCUAGAAGGAGCUAGCGCUGGGACUGAGGCGUUAGCAGCGCAACAAGCGGAAGGAGGAGCUAGCGGCGGGACGGACCGCCCACUUGAGGAGCAGCUGCCUUCAGGACAAGACUCAGGACAAGACUCAGGACAAGCAGUACAACAGACGCCCACUUAAGUGGACUUUUAAGGUACUCACAUGACAGGUUGGACACUGAAGUGAAGUGAAUUAUAUUUAUAUAGCGCUUUUCUGUAGUGACUCAAAGCGCUUUACAUAGUGAAACCCAAUAUCUAAGUCACAUUUAAACCAGUGUGGGUGGCACUGGGAGCAGGUGGGUAAAGUGUCUUGCCCAAGGACACGACGGCAGUGACUAGGAUGGCGGAAGCGGGGAUCGAACCUGCAACCCUCAAGUUGCUGACACGGCCGCUCUACCAACCGAGCUAUACCACUGAUGUCCUGGCGAUUCUGUUUUCCUGACAACAACAAACUGACGUCCUGGUGAUUCUGUUUUCACGACAACAACAAACUGACGUCUUGGUGAUUUUGUUUUCUUGACAACAAACUGCCGUCCUGGUGAUUCUGAUUUCUUGACAACAAUAAACUGACGUCCUAGUGAUUCUGAUAAAUGUUGUCCGGGGUGUCACUGAAGUCCUAGUGAUGAUGUUUUCUUGACAACAACCAACUGACAUCCUGGUGAUUCUGAUUUCGUGACAACAAUAAACCGACGUCCUGGUGAUUCUGAUAAAUGUUGUCCGGGGUGUCACUGACAUCCUGGUGAUUCUGUUUUCUUGACGACGACAAACUGACAUCCUGGUGAUUCUGUUUUCUUGACAACAACAAACUGACGUCCUGGUGGAUCUGUUUCUUUGACAACAACAAACUGACGUCUUGGUGAUUUUUUUUUCUUGACAACAAACUGACGUCUUGGUGAUUCUGUUCUCUUGACAAAAACAAACUGACGUCAUGGUGAUUCUGUUUCUUGAUUCUGUUUUUUUGACAACAACAAACUGACGUCCUGGUGAUUUUGUUUUCUUGACAACAAACUGCCGUCCUGGUGAUUCUGAUUUCUUGACAACAAUAAACUGACGUCCUGGUGAUUCUGAUAAAUGUUGUCCGGGGUGUCACUGACUUCCUAGUGGUUCUGUUUUCUUGAUUCUGUUUUCUUGACAACAACUAACUGACAUCCUGGUGAUUCUGAUUUCGUGACAACAAUAAACUGACGUCCUGGUGAUUGUGUUCUCUUGACGACGACAAACUGACAUACUGGUGAUUUUGUUUUCUUGACAACAACAAACUGACGUCAUGGUGAUUCUGUUAUCUUGAUUCUAUUUUCUUGACAACAACAAACUGACGUCCUGGUGAUUCUGAUUUCUUGACAACAAUAAACUGACGUCCUGGUGAUUCUGAUAAAUGUUGUCCGCGGUGUCACUGACUUCCUAGUGGUUCUGUUUUCUUGAUUCUGUUUUCUUGACAACAACUAACUGACAUCCUGGUGAUUCUGAUUUUGUGACAACAAUAAACUGACGUCCUGGUGAUUCUGUUCUCUCGACGACGACAGACUGACACACUGGUGAUUCUGUUUUCUUGACAACAACAAACUGACGUCCUGGUGAAUCUGUUUUUUUGACAACAACAAUAUGACGUCCUGGUGAUUUUGUUUUCUUGACAACAAACUGCCGUCCUGGUGAUUCUGUUUUCUUGACAACAACUAACUGACAUCCUGGUGAUUCUGAUUUCGUGACAACAAUAAACCAACGUCCUGGUGAUUCUGAUAAAUGUUGUCCGGGGUGUCACUGACGUCCUAGUGGUUCUGUUUUCUUGAUUCUGUUUUCUUGACAACAACUAACUGACAUCCUGGUGAUUUUGAUUUCGUGACAACAAUAAACUGACGUCCUGGUGAUUCUGUUCUCUUGACGACGACAAACUGACAUACUGGUGAUUCUGUUUUCUUGACAACAACAAACUGACGUCCUGGUGAUUCUGUUUCUUGACAACGACAAACUGACAUCAUGGUGAUACUGUUUUCACGACAACAACAAUCUGACGUCCUGGUAAUUCUGUUUUCACGACAACGAAAAAAACUGACGUCAUGGUGAUUCUGUUUUCACGACAACAACAAACUGAUGUCAUGGUGAUACUGUUUUCACGACAAGAUCAAACUGACAACAUGGGUAUUCUGUUUUCACGACAACAACAAACUGAUGUCAUGGUGAUACCUAUUCAAGACAACAACAAACUAACAUCCUGGUGAUUCUGUUUUCUUGACAACAACAAACUGACAUCCUGGUGAAUCUGUUUUCACGACAACAACAAACUGACGUCAUGGUGAAUCUGUUUUCUUGCUCACAUAUAGUAUAAAUCACUACAUGGUCUAGGGCCGAAGUGUAUUACUGAUAUGCUGCCACUAUAUAAGCCCUCUAGAUCACUAAGAUCUUCUGAGACCAAUCUGUUAACGGUUCCCAGAGUAAACUCAAAUCAAGGGAGACCAUCGUUCAGUCACUACGCAACAAAUAGCUGGAAUAAACUUCCCGAAGAUGUCAGACUUUCCCCAACUCCGACUACUUUUAAAAUUACACUGAAAACUUUUAUGUUCACCUUAGCUUUCAGCUAAGUUUUUUAAUCUUUUAACUUUUAACGUCCGCACUGUUUUUAUUUUUAUUGUCUGCAUUUUAAUUUUGCUUUUAUUUUCUUUCAUUUCACUUUGUUGUCUGUGAAGCACUUUGAGUUUGCCUUGUGUAUGAAAAGUGCUACACAAAUAAAGUUGCCUUGUCUUGCCAACAACAAACACUAACCAUAUAUAAUCAAUCUUUGUGUACAGCAAACGUAAGUUAUAAAAUAAAGAUCACUUUUAUC